Molecule: messenger RNA, 2407 nt
Organism: Halichondria panicea
Lineage: Eukaryota; Metazoa; Porifera; Demospongiae; Suberitida; Halichondriidae
Product: sushi, von Willebrand factor type A, EGF and pentraxin domain-containing protein 1-like
Exons: 11
Coding region: 64-2214 (716 amino acids)
Source: RefSeq, a predicted model, not a curated record
CCUUAAUGAAACAAUUUCCAAACAGAUAUUAACCAAACAGAGACAAGGAAGGUUGUGCAUGCAAUGGAGACUCAAAGUGUUCAGCUUCUGCUGCUGUUGUGUGCUGUGUCCACCUGCUGGGGACAAGUCUACCUGACACUGGGAUCUGGUCCUAGUAUCACCACUGACAAUACUGAGAUCUUCAUCACUACCAUUGGAGAGGAUGCUACUGGUGGUCUUCCAUCUCUCACUUGUCACACUGACCUCACUACCUGCUGUAGAAACAAUGACAACAAUGGUAAUGGAGGACUAGGACAGUGGAUGUAUCCUGAUGGGAGUGUGAUACUGUGGAAUAGUGCCUCAGCGACUGCUGGACAGCAGUUCUACGUUCUAAGGAAGGCACCUCAGGUCAUCAGACUGGCUCGUAGAGAGGCUAACAACCCUGUCACUCCAACUGGGUCCUACUGUUGUACUGUACCAACUACUGGAGGAGAUAUGACCCUCUGUGCCAACCUGGUUGCACCUACUUCAGUCACAUGUUCUGAUAACCUCCCGACCAUCUCUAAUGGAGGCAUACUCUAUGCUGGUGGAUCCACUAACAACAGACCAGUGGGAGCUACAGCCAGUUACAGCUGCUUCCCUCCCUACACUCUGGUUGGAGUGUCAGUGAGGACUUGUGGGAGUGAUGGAGAGUGGAGCUCAACAACAGCUCCAGUGUGUCAGAUGAUAACCUGCUCUGACCUACCCUCACUGGCAAAUGGAGACAUUGACUAUGGAGGUGGUGGAUUCCCUGACAGCAGACAAGUGGACACUGUGGCCACCUACACCUGUAACCCUGGCUACACUCUCAAUGGAAUCAGCAGCACCACCAGGACUUGUGGGAGUGAUGAAGUGUGGAGUGGGUUUGCUCCAACUUGUGAGCCUGACUGCUCUGACUUACCAUCACUGAACAAUGGGAUGAUUAUGUACAGUACUGGAUCCACUAACAACAGACCUUUCCUCACUAGUGCUGUGCACUCCUGCAACACUGGCUACACUCUCACUGGAGGUACCAGCAGGGUCUGUGUGGAUGGAGGGAUCUGGAAUGGGUCACCCCCAACUUGUCAGCAGAUAACCUGCUCUGAUCUAGUAUUACCCACACUGAUGGUUUCCUACAAUGGUGGAUCCCCUGACAACAGACCAGUGAACACUGGAGCUACCUACAGCUGUAGUAAUGGCUACACUCUCACUGGAGGGGACACUACCAGGGUCUGUGUGAGUGGAGGGAGCUGGAGUGGGUCAACUCCAACUUGUCAAGGACCCACUGAACCUCCACCGACUACCUGUCCUGACCUCACUGUACCAGCCAAUGGAGUGAUCAUCUACAGUCAAGCUACCACCCCCAGACUAGAGGGAACCAUGGCUACACAGAUCUGCUUGAAUGGAUACGUACCCUCCACUACCAGCACUGCUAUCAGAGUGUGUGGAGCUGACAGAUUGUGGAAUGGAUCAGCUCUCACUUGUCAAUUACCUCCUGUCUACGUCUCCAUGGGAACCACCAACUAUGCUGCUAAUAACUCACAGGUUGCCAUAGAGACCAUCGGAGAUACCACUGAGACUGUAUUGACUUGCAGAACUGACUCAACUAUUUGCUGUACAGGAGAAGAUAAUCCCAAUAGUGCCAAUGGAUUAGGAUAUUGGCUACUACCGAAUGGAACAGCUGUCACAAGGAGUCCGGAUAUUCAUAGUACUGAUUCGGACACAGAUCUACUGUACAGUGUUGGAGAUACAGGUGCACUCAGACUCCAUCGUCGAGGGUAUGUGUCAGGCCCCACUGGCUCCUACUGCUGUGUGAUUCCUGACAAUACUGGAGUAGAUGUGACAUUCUGUGUGCAGUUAGUGACUGAAUUCAUCACUAGCAACCUCCCCACAGGCCCUGGUGGAACUAGCAGCACAGGAGGUGUGGUGGCAGGUGUAGUCAUUGUGUUACUCAUUCUAGCCGCUGUCAUUGUGGUGGGUAUCAUUGUCGGGGCCUGCAGCUGCUGGAGAUGCAAGAGAGGAGGGGAAAUGACUGUUCCUCGAGAUAUCUCCCUUACUGACCAGGGUCAAAGUGCAGCUACUAUCUACGAGACUGUCCCUGCCAUUUACGAGGAGAUCCCAGGCUCCAGAGAGGUCAAAGGUGACUACAGCUACACACAGAAUGAUGCCUACUCGACUGUGAGUGGGCGUGAGGCUCCAACUGCUGGAGGAAUAUGAUUUAUCACAUGACUUGUUUUAGUUACAUACAAUAUCAGCCCCUCCCUAGGCCUUCACAAUAAUUUGAUGUGAUGUUUAUAGCUGCAAGCUUCUUAAAUGAAUCUCGGCAUGUUUUGCUUUUUAUAUAUAGUGUAGAAGAUGUCACUUUAUUAGUGUAAUAAUGUAUUUAUGGCUAUUAUUAUAUACCAUCUUG